UUUGCCGUUUUGGACUACUGAAGGCAACGGUGGAAAAAAGCGCUGCCUCAUCCGAAAUAGGUUCGACGAAAAACACGUCAUUGGCUCACAAGAAGACUUCGUCAUCAACGGAUGACGAGGAAAGAGGAAGCUCCGAUAUAGCGCAGCAGUCGACGACUAAACAGGUGCUGCAAGCUCUAGAAGAAGAAUCGCCCGUCGGCCGUCUAUUCGUAAUAGAGCACUGUGACGGCAUCGGGCACCGAAUUAACAGCAUCAUAAACGCAAUGGCAUUCGCGCAAGCGCACAAGA
Messenger RNA from Amoebophrya sp. A25, 288 nucleotides. The record is from the annotation of a GenBank genome assembly. Lineage: Eukaryota; Dinophyceae; Syndiniales; Amoebophryaceae.